Messenger RNA from Aspergillus alliaceus, 876 nucleotides. Its product is annotated as DUF2015 domain-containing protein. Lineage: Eukaryota; Fungi; Ascomycota; Eurotiomycetes; Eurotiales; Aspergillaceae. The record is from RefSeq and is a predicted model, not a curated record. The coding region runs from base 242 to 616 and encodes 124 amino acids. The transcript is spliced from 2 exons.
GCCUCUUCCGCGGCUUUCCCAGUCUCCUACUACUUAGGCAAGGCUACAUCACGGUAAUGAACCUCAUCUAUCUAGAUGCAUCAUAUACUGCUGACUGUGGCAGCCUCCUGCCGGUUACGAAUCUCUCGCUUUUAAAUCUCACCCUUGACCACUAGAACUUCUUAACCAUCCCGCCAUCGAUAUCCGAUUUUGGGGGAUCGAUCUCAAACCAUUGCCCAUCGCUUGAACGGCCGUGAUCACCAUGGCAUACUAUCUUAUAUAUUUCCUCACAAUCACAGUUGUGGUCUGUGGCACAGUGCUCUAUCUUACCCGAGCCCGAUGGUUACAUCUAAUCCCAGUUCCCGAUUACAUUUAUGAUCGCCUACCUUCCAGCUUCGCCGAGGACAUAGAAGCGGGGCUGACAUCAACGCAGUUUGAUCUUUCUGCAAACAUCGCAGAUGGCGACGCUAGGGCAGGGCUGGAUAACCAAGCCAAACGACAAGUGAGGAACAUUAUGAGACGCGAAAGGGUAGACUUUGAUGAGGCCCGUCGGAUUUAUACUGAGCAGCGCUUUGCUAAGAACAACAUUGGUCCCGAUGGCCGGCCCAGGGACCCGAAAUUUGUUUCAUUUUCAUGAACACCGUUUGCUACUGCGCGGCGCCUCUAUUGCUUUCACACACUCAUUAUACAGUACUACUUUCUUUCAUCUAAUCCCCCUCUCCAAUUCUCUCUCUCUCUUAUUUUUAUUUUUAUUUUUACUUGGAAUAAGGGCCUUUCUUAUGUAGCUUUGUGAUAUGGGACGAACUCUCUUUUGCUUUCCUCUCCACUCUUCACCCAGCCCUCAAUGUCAGCGAUGCUGGACUUAAAUAUUUGCUAUAGAUUCAAGAAAUUGAUCCC